CCACGCCCGCCGCACCUGCACCUGCACCCAGCACUAGAGCACCACCUUCCACAUCGCAAAAAUCCCCAGUGCCCAACGUCGACAUCUUCCCCCGUUCUCAUCACAGCAUCCAGAGAACAUAAUCCCUUCCAACCCCACCCAGCGCGAACGCUUCCAACGUUGUGUUUCUCUCCCUCGCCCAAAACACUCGAUCGCGUCCUCCUUAUCUGGCCUCAGACGAAGCUCUGACCGCCUUUGACGAUUCGCCGCCAGCCCCACGCUAGGAUUGAGGUGCUGUGCCAAUCUGAAUACCGCGACCGGCUGCUGAAAACAACGUCAUCCUCAACCUAACUCGACGACCCCGACGACGCUGUCCCCUUCGCUCCUCACGCCCCUGCCUUCGUGCGAUCGAUUCAUCUAUCAACUUCCCAAGCAUCUCAAUCGAUUAGACGACUUUCAGCAUGGAUACGAACAUGGAGGACGUCGGCCGUGUCCCCGCCGAUCUGCCAUCCACCCAGAACCUUGAGCCCACCACGAUCCCUACUCUAGACGGUUGGAUCGAGAGCCUCAUGAGCUGCAAGCAGCUCGUCGAGGCCGAUGUCCAGAGGCUCUGCGAGAAGGCGCGGGAAGUCUUGCAGGACGAAUCCAAUGUGCAGCCAGUCAAAUGCCCGGUGACAGUGUGCGGUGAUAUCCACGGCCAAUUUCACGAUCUUAUGGAGUUGUUCAAGAUUGGCGGUCCGAACCCCGACACCAACUACCUGUUCAUGGGUGACUACGUCGAUCGUGGUUACUACUCCGUCGAGACCGUGACUCUCCUCGUCGCCCUCAAGAUCCGAUACCCUCAGCGCAUCACCAUCCUGCGUGGCAACCACGAGUCCCGCCAGAUUACCCAGGUGUACGGCUUCUACGACGAGUGCCUCAGAAAAUACGGCAACGCCAACGUCUGGAAGUACUUCACCGAUCUCUUCGACUACCUCCCCCUUACCGCCCUUAUCGACAACCAGAUCUUCUGUUUGCACGGUGGUCUGUCUCCUAGUAUCGACACCCUGGACAAUAUCAGAGCUCUCGACAGAAUCCAGGAAGUGCCCCACGAGGGCCCAAUGUGCGACCUCCUUUGGUCCGACCCGGAUGACCGCUGCGGCUGGGGGAUAUCACCCCGUGGUGCCGGUUAUACGUUCGGUCAGGACAUCUCCGAGGCUUUCAACCACAAUAACGGUCUGACGCUUAUUGCGCGUGCUCAUCAACUUGUGAUGGAGGGCUACAACUGGUCUCAAGACAGAAAUGUCGUGACAAUUUUCUCUGCACCCAACUACUGUUACAGAUGCGGUAACCAAGCGGCGAUCAUGGAGAUUGACGAACAUCUCAAGUACACUUUCCUGCAAUUCGACCCUUGCCCCAGAGCCGGCGAGCCGAUGGUCUCGAGACGCACACCCGACUACUUCCUCUGAUCAACCUAUCCGAUACCCUUGCCGUCCACUAUCCAGAUCAAUCUGGAUGUCAUCCGUGGACGGGAUUCGAAGAGAUGGGGGCGUGCAUGCUCAACUUGCAUUGGUGUUUUAGGGGCGUCUAAUCUUGUAAGAUUACAACAAAAGCCAAGAGAACCAAUGUACUCCCAAGAAAGAGAGAUCCUGCGUUGAGCAACAUGAUAUAGAGCGAGAGAGAAACAGAAUGGCCCAGGACGUUCAACUGCGAGCGCGAGAGUCCCUUAGCAUUAAGGUCCCUGGUGUAUCCUGGACGCUUUCCUCUGUCAUCACGUUAGAUACUCAUCAUAGACCGCCGGCAACAAAGAAGGUGUCGAUGUUAAUGACAAGCUGAUGUUCCAA
Molecule: messenger RNA, 1802 nt
Organism: Colletotrichum phormii
Lineage: Eukaryota; Fungi; Ascomycota; Sordariomycetes; Glomerellales; Glomerellaceae
Product: serine/threonine-protein phosphatase PP2A catalytic subunit
Exons: 6
Coding region: 441-1427 (328 amino acids)
Biological process (GO): mitotic cell cycle
Cellular component (GO): cytosol
Molecular function (GO): protein serine/threonine phosphatase activity
Source: RefSeq, a predicted model, not a curated record